Molecule: messenger RNA, 1643 nt
Organism: Babesia bovis T2Bo
Lineage: Eukaryota; Apicomplexa; Aconoidasida; Piroplasmida; Babesiidae
Product: putative integral membrane protein
Exons: 2
Coding region: 427-1611 (394 amino acids)
Source: RefSeq, a predicted model, not a curated record
ACAACGUGGCGAGAAACAUCAUGGCGCAUUAUAUUCAAACAAAGGCGUUUAACUAUAACGAGGGAUGAUAUUUAUAUAAUUGACAAGCCGUAUAUGUACUGCGUUGUCGUAUGGAGAGUGUGGUAUGAAUCAUUUACUCCAUCUUACCUUGCGGAUGUGUAACUGUACAGUUUUCCCAAAGCCAAAAGAGCUACAAAGUUAUGUGUUAUAUAAAUUUUAGUAAUCUGUAUAUAUAAGUUUUUUGGAGGAAGAUCGGUAUUCAUCGUGAGUGCUUGAUUUUUGGAUCUUUAUCAAGCUAGUGCACGCAUGUGUCACUAUAUAAAUAUGUUCGCUUGAGGGGCUGGUGGUGGUUUUUUGCCUUUUGCAUUGCCAACCAAUCGCUGCCCCUCUGCGAGAAUUAAGCGGUUGUAAACAAGGCAUGUUCACAUGAUGGGAAAACAAGCGGUAUCAAGCUUGACGGAAAAUGGGUUAAAUGACACCUUACGACAUGAAUAUCAUUUGCGCCAUGGCAAUAUAUCAAACAGAGGUGGCCUAGUCGGGGGUAACCAUACAACUGGCACCGCAGAAACGGCAUCAGAUUCAUCAACUGUAGAUUAUUAUGUUUCUACAUCGGGUAACGAAUAUCCUGGAGAAUUACAAGCAAUUAGUUUUAUCGAAGGGCAAACUAUUACCGAUGAUGAUUUCAAGCUGCCAACUAAGGACUCUUGGUCAAAUAUCCGUAAACAUGUGAUGGACGACCAUUCUCAAUACAGUGUAAACCCGCGGGAUAUGGCAUCUUUGUCCGCAGUCAGUUACGCCCAAAUGACGAAUAGACUGUCGGUAAAUGACUCAACAUUCGGCAUGCCAUUGCCAAGCCAACUAUACCCUCACGCUAUUACGAUCGACACUCCAAGUGGAACGCGUAGUGUGCUACCCAAACUCAAUCCGUUGAAAAUACUUUCGAAGGAAGGUAGUCAAAGAAUAAUCGGGGCUGCAUCACAUAACAUAGAUUACAACUUCGACAAUCUAAGGCAUAUCAAUACGUUCUUCAUGGCCGAUGAAGCACGGUUGCCUGUAUAUAUCGCUGCAUUUAGUUCUGGGUUUUUCUCAGUGCUUAUAUGCCUUUGUGCUAUUUUGUACACAAGGUACAUUUUUAUGAGAGUGCGCAAGAUGAAGAGCGAUAAGCGGAAGCGCCUAGACGAUGGUUCCAGUGUCCCGCUGCUAGAUGAAAAGGAUAUCGAACAGCGGUACAAAAAUCAAUCCUUAGCUGAAAUCAGAGCUAUGAACCCAAGCCUGGCGCGCAUAGAAGACUACAUUAGAGGCGAAGUGAAGAAAUGGGAAGAACGUGCUCGACUGGCGGAAGAAUCUGCAGCGCCAGCAGAUGAAUUCCAAAAUCUUAUGAGAGAUUUAACUAUGGACUCUCAAAAGGGAAAACCAUCGGAUUCCAACGCAGCGUUGGAUGCUAUUUUCAAACCAAGUUAUCCAUUGGAUGAAAUGCCAGAUUCGGAAUCAGAUUCUGAAGAUAAUGGUAGUGAAGAAGAGGAUGAUGAAUACGACGACGACAGCUCUGACGACGAAGAUUCUGAGUACUCUUCUGAUUCGGACGACGAAAAUGUCGCCCUACUACGAUAAAUGUCACAAAAAUAAUGUAGUUUUAACCUUUU